AUGUUCGCGACAUUCUUUGGGCGGCGGGCAGAGCCGGAGUUUAAGGUGGUGUCCGACCCCGAGUCUAUCGUGUUCCCAGUCGACUUCGAUGCCCCAGACUAUCCUUACGAGCACGCCUUCGAGGAGGCAGAUGCGUACGUGCGAAAGCUGCCCAUGCGGGGGGUUGUCCCUGUCUCUGACGUGCUGAGGCUGCAGUUCUACUCCCUCUUCAAGCAAGCAACACAGGGUGACAUCAAGGAGGACGUGAAGCAGCCGAGCAUGCUGCGGGACUGGGAGGGGUACUGGAAGGUGCACGGCUGGCGCAAGUGUCGCGGGAUGACCCGUGAGAGGGCGCGUGACUUGUACAUUGACCUGUUAGACUUGCAGAUUCGCAAGCACUGCACCUUUGUGUGGGGUGCCCCAUCCGGUGAGGAUCGGUGGGCCGCCUUCCACGAUGGUGUGAGGAUUAUCCGGAACCUUCCAAAGGGCGGCUACUACCUCCCCGAUUCGCUGCGCGCGCACUUCUAUGCCCUCUACAAGCAGGCGCUUGUGGGAACCCUCAGCGACUUCCAGAAGACCCCCGCUGCGCUCUCAGAGAAGCGGUACAAGUGGCUGCGCUCUCGCCCAUUGAAGGCGGGUUUUGAGCAGAUGCGGUACGACGAGUGGGCGGCUCUGAAGGGGAUGAGCUGUGAGAAGGCGAAGCGCAUGUACUGUAAGGAUAUUUUCAAGAGCGCCGCCAUGUGCGGCUAUGUGUGGGCGCCCCCGGGUACAGAGGACCACCUCAAGGUGAUCGGCGAUCAGACUAGCGCCAAAACGCUCAAGAAGCGCAUCGAUGCUGACGAGCAUGCCGAGAGGAUCGCAGGGGCAAUGCAUUUCACCAUGGAGGAAGCUAUGGACGCCGUCGGCGUGCAUUUGUCGAUUGUGGAGCGGCUGACGAUGCACUCCUUCACGAAGAAGGAGCAGACCGCCGCUGCCAAGGCGGCCGAGGAGGCGGCAGGACGGAAAAAGCGGGAGGAGAAGGCGGGGGUGCAGCGCCGAGGCGUCGCGGGUUCUCACGUGGGUCUGAAUAAGGGCAUGGCCGGCUCGAGACCAAAGGCGGAGGAAUCGACGGAGGCGACCGUCACGGAGAAAAUGAAAGAGGCAGACGCCAAGGGGGAUGGUGAGCGGGGUCUGGAGGCGCAGGACACGGACAAAGACCUUCGGAGCGUGGGCAACCUCUGCGGGAGCGUCGUGAGGGAUAUCGCCUCCGGCGCGGCGGCGCCGGAGAAGGUGAAGGAGAGCGGCGCCGCCGCUGCCGCAGCGAUGGACUGCACAGUUGCCUCGGGGUCUCCGGCACCGGUGCCGAGGCUGGAAGGAUCCGCGAAGGUGGCAAACGCAUCGAAGACCCUUCCAUGGAAGGGUGAGCCUGUGCUGGAAAAGGAAUCGGCGGUGUGGGGCACCUCCAAUGGUGCUGUGUCAAGCCGCCGGGCGAAGAACGGCGCCAAGAAGGGCCCUGGUGAGAAAAAAGAAUGA
Messenger RNA from Leishmania mexicana MHOM/GT/2001/U1103, 1491 nucleotides. RefSeq lists its product as hypothetical. Lineage: Eukaryota; Euglenozoa; Kinetoplastea; Trypanosomatida; Trypanosomatidae. Gene Ontology annotation, biological process: fatty acid metabolic process. The record is from RefSeq and is a predicted model, not a curated record. The transcript has a single exon. The coding region runs from base 1 to 1491 and encodes 496 amino acids. Gene Ontology annotation, molecular function: fatty-acyl-CoA binding.